Syngnathus typhle (broad-nosed pipefish) is the source of this 3533-nucleotide messenger RNA. RefSeq names its product alpha glucosidase (gene gaa). The coding region runs from base 374 to 3106 and encodes 910 amino acids. Gene Ontology annotation, cellular component: lysosomal membrane. Lineage: Eukaryota; Metazoa; Chordata; Actinopteri; Syngnathiformes; Syngnathidae. The transcript is spliced from 19 exons. The record is from RefSeq and is a predicted model, not a curated record. Gene Ontology annotation, biological process: glycogen catabolic process; lysosome organization. Gene Ontology annotation, molecular function: carbohydrate binding; alpha-1,4-glucosidase activity.
ACCAAGGGUUGACAACCCCUGAUGUCGUGGUUCACUUGCGGCGUUGUUCUAUUCCAGUUAUCUGUGAUUUGGGUGUUGUCCGCCUGUUCCUUAUUUGUAUAGUGUUCUCUAGUAAUUGUGUUCAGAUUUCCAACUUGUUUGGACCUGUUUAAUCUUUUGGGCACACAUUAUUUCUAUUUCCUCAGGCAGUAUGUGUGUCAAUUUGACCUUCGUUGAUUGCCGUCGUUGAUUUGUCUUUUAAGGACACGUGACAAAGACAUUGGGAAGUUGCACUUAUGUUUCGCACUUCUAAGUUACUUUCACUCGGUUGUUUUGUUACCGCGUCAGUAAUCGAGCGGUUGAUGACCUCCAAACUUUGUUCGAACAGUCCACCAUGGCUUUAUGUGUCAAGCUAGGUGUAGCCGUGCUUGUGGCUUCAGCAUUUUACACAUUCUCCGAUUUGGGUCUCAUUCUCGACAGCAAACUGGUUCGAAUUGGCAAGUCCAGCCCCCGGGAUGUACUCGAAUCACCACGAGUCAGUGACGUGCGAGUCCAGGCCUCCCGGUGCCUCAUGUCCCCGGAGAGACGCUUCGACUGUGCCCGGGACCGAGCGCUCACGAGGCGACAGUGUGAAGAGCGGGGUUGCUGUUACUUUCCUCUCAACGCCUCGUCAAAAGCUCCGUUGUGCUUCUACCCUCAUUCGUACCCGGGCUACAAAAUGGGCGACCUGACGCCCACUGCACGAGGCCAAGCUGCCACUUUGACCCGCGCCUCCCCGUCUUACCUGCCCCAAGAUGUGGCCACUCUUCACCUGGAAGAAAGCCAAGAGUCCGCAGGGUGCCUGCGCCUCAUUUUGAAGGAUCGAUGGUCAGACCGGUAUGAAGUUGAACUCCCCACCAGAGUGCCUCAGGGCAAAAUUAGUCGCCAAGAUGCCUUGUACGCCAUUGAGUACCAGUCCAACCCAUUUGGAUUCAUUGUGAGACGCGUAUCCAAUGGAAGGGUCAUUAUGAAUAGCACGGUGGCUCCUCUGCUUUUUGCCGACCAGUACCUGCAGCUGUCCACCACUCUGGCCUCGUCUCUAGUGUCAGGCCUCGGGGAGCAUUACACGUCUCUCAGCCUGGACCUUAACUGGACCUCCCUGACGCUCUGGAACAGGGACAUGGCUCCUCACGCUGGUGCAAACCUCUACGGCUCGCACCCGUUCUACGUGGUCCAGGAAGGGGACGGACUGGCGCAUGGGGUCUUCCUUAUCAACAGCAAUGCCAUCGAAGUGAUCUUGCAGCCACUGCCGGCUCUCACGUGGGUGACCACGGGCGGAAUCCUUGACCUGUACGUCUUCAUGGGUCCCGACGCUCAGACCGUCAUACGACAAUACCUGCAAGUCAUUGGUUAUCCGGCGAUGCCUCCGUAUUGGUCACUGGGCUUCCACCUGUGUCGCUGGGGCUACAAUACCACGAAUGUCACCCGGCAGGUGGCUCAGCGGAUGCACGACGCUAACUUCCCCAUGGAUGUGCAGUGGAAUGACCUGGACUACGCAAACAAAGGCAGGGUCUUCACCAAUGACCCAGUGCGAUUUGGGGACCUUAAAGAGAUGGUGGAGGAAUUUCACCAACGAGGCUUGAAGUACGUCCUCAUCCUGGAUCCUGGGAUCAGCACCACCAGUCCUCCGGGAACGUACCCUCCCUUCGAGGAUGGCAUCAAACGAGAUGUAUUCAUCAAAAAUGCCAGUGGUCAACUCCUAAUCGGCAAGGUCUGGCCGGGUGCGACGGCCUUCCCCGACUUUACCAACCUGGAGACUAGACAGUGGUGGGAGGACUGUAUUGUGGAUUUUUAUUCCAAAGUACCAGUGGAUGGAUUAUGGAUCGACAUGAACGAACCAGUCAGUUUUGUGUCGGGUUCACUGGAGGGUUGUCCUGAGACGGAGCUUGAGAAGCCACCAUACACGCCCAGGGUGGUCGGAGGCCUCUUGAGCUCUUUCACUCUCUGCAUGUCGGCUCGGCAAAACGCGUCCACUCACUACAACCUGCACAACAUGUAUGGACUGACUGAAGCGUUUGCCACUCACAGCGCUCUAGUGAAAGCACGCGGGAAGAGGCCGUUUGUCCUGUCUCGUUCUUCCUUCCCGAGCAUCGGCCGCUUCUCCGGAGUGUGGACGGGAGAUGUGAGGAGCAACUGGGAGCAACUCGCAUACUCCAUCCCUUCCGUGCUGAAGUUGAGCCUCUUCGGGGUGCCCCUGGCGGGCGCAGACGUCUGUGGCUUCGGAGGUGACACUGCGGAGGAGUUGUGCGUGCGCUGGAUGCAGCUCGGGGCCUUCUAUCCGUUUAUGAGGAACCAUAACGAUCGGCCGUACGCUCCUCAGGAGCCUUUCGUCUUCGGGCAGAAGGCCCAGGCGGCCAUGCGGAGCGCGCUGAAUCUUCGUUAUUCUCUGCUACCCUUCCUCUACACGCUCUUCCAUCACGCACACAUCUCUGGGGACACGGUGGCCAGGCCUCUCUUCAUGGAGUUUCCCACCGACCCUCACUGUCAGACCAUAGACCGACAGUUCCUCUGGGGGAGUUGUCUUCUUCUCAGCCCCGUGUUGGAGGAGGGCGCAACGGAGGUGGCCGCCUAUCUGCCUCCCGGGACUUGGUACAACCUGCGCACUGGUCGGCUGGCAUACAGUACGGGCGAGUACCGGCUUCUACCUGCCCCCCUGGAUACCAUCAACAUCCACGUGAGGGAGGGCCACAUUGUCCCCCAGCAGGAGCCAGCUUUAACGACAACGGUCUCACGCAGGAAGCCUUUCUUCCUAACAGUGGCGCUGUCAGCAAAAGGCUCGGCCCAGGGCGACUUGUUCUGGGAUGAUGGCGACGACAUCGAUAGCUUUGAAAAAGGAAAUUACUCUUACGUGGUCUUCAGCGCCAGACAGUCACAGGUUGUGAGUGAGCCCAUCUGGCUAAAUGGAGCCCUGGAUGGUCUGGCGCUGGGAGGACUGCGGGUGUUUGGCGUGCCCUCAUCGCCCCGAUACGUGGUGGCCAACGGCAUCAGAGUGAGGGAUUUUAUGUAUGACCCUGACACAAAGGUUUUAAAAGUCGGCAGUUUGACCUUGCCCAUGUCAAAGAUGUUUGCGGUUCAGUGGGCACUGUGACGCGCCUGUUUUUUCUGCCACCGGAGAUGAGACAUAAUUUUUCUUGCAGGUAUUUUUCCUGCCGUCUUGUUUGAUUGUCACUGCUACACUGGAUCUUAAUGAUGCCCACUCUUUUCGGGGUGGUAAAUAUGAAUGUAUUUUUUUUUGUAUUUACCGUAUUGGCCCGAAUAUAAGACGAGUUUUUUUGGAUUGAAAUAAGACUGAAAAAGUGGGGGUCAUCUUAUAUUCGGGGUCUAGCCAUUAUACCCAUUUUCACUUGUGCGCAGCGGUAAGUUAAAGGCUGCUGGUAUCGACUGAGUACGUUGCUGUGAUCGUGUUGUCCGAUCGCGGUUUGCUUCGUGUGUAUGUUUGGUGUGUUGCAGAGUGUAUUUCAUUUAGGGUUAUUAUUAUUUUUUGCCAAUAAUUCAGUAAAGCAAUCAAAACUGAA